UGGGCGUUGUUACCUAACCGGAGGGUUUUGAGUCCUGUCAUCUAAACCUGACCACAAACCGUUAGCCAUUAAAGUUUCUUAUUUGUAAUUAUGGCACAUUGGAUGUACGUCACUAAAGUUACUUUCUCAGUGUCCUCUUGUUUCUUCAUCUAACGGAAGGUGCAUCCUACAAUUAUGGAGUUUUGAAAACGAAAGCCAGAGUUCUGGGGGGAAAGGUGGCCUUUCCCCUCAAGUUGGCUGGUUGGGCUGCUGGAGGUGAAGGUUAGGGUUUUCUUUUUUUCUUUUUUUUCUUUUUUUUUUAAAUUGUUGCCUUUUGUAAAUGGUUGGAUAGAAAAAAAAAUAUUUUUGCAAAUCUUGAGAUGUACAUUUUUGUAUGAAACGUAAGUUAAGUUUUUUUUUGUAUUUUUAUUUUUUUUUGUGAAUUCACGAUGCCGUUACAUGCUGCAAGCAGCUUAGUCUGUGUUUGAUCCUCGGGCGACAUGGUGGACUGAAGAAAGGGACGGAAAAGCUGUGGGGUCGCUAGGGUGCGGUGGAACCUCAACACAAGCACAAUUCUAGCGCUCCAAACCACCUCGGCCAUUUUUUGGAUACUUUGCUUUCCUUGGAAAGCUUUUUUUUCUUCUGCAAAAAAAAAAACAAAACAAAAAAAAAAAAAUAACAAUUGAGCUGCAGUGUUAUUAGCUUGUUACAAGGCAUCGCAUCCACAAGUUUUUCAGAUUGUUUACAUUUGUGGGUGGUGGGCUAUCAGACUCUGACGGAAGUGCACGAGACUUCAGGGAAGACUUUUUGUUUUUAAAGAGGUCAGGAUGAGUCUGGCAGCUCCAGACUGCACCCCAAAAUGCAGGUCCCAGCAACACGCAGACCAGGUGGUCGCGGCAUUAACUAGUGGCUCUGAAGGGAGGCUCCGGGCAUUCCUGACUUCACACUGCCACAAUGCAACCAGCUUGCGGGACGCCUUCGGUCGCACAGCGCUUCACCUGUCAGCCUCUCUUGGAAAGAAGGCUCUGCUGGAGUGGCUGCUGAGUAGCAAAGGCGCUGAUCUGAUGCUGAAGGAUAAAGAAUCUGGCUGGAAUGCCCUGCACCGCAGUGCCUUCUACGGACAGAUCCACUGUCUCAUAUCACUGGUCAAGCAUGGUGGACUCUUGUCCACCCAGGACAAGGAGGGCCUCUCUGUCCUGGACCUGACGAUGAAAGACAGACCAUCACAUGUUGUCUUCAAAAACACAGACCCAACAGAAGUGUACAUGUGGGGAAACAAUACUAAUUUUAGUCUGGGCCACGGCAACCAGGAGAGCCGUCAGCACCCUGAGCUCGUGGACGUGUUUGCCAGGACAGGAGUUUACAUCAAGCAGGUGGUCCUGUGUAAGUUCCACUCUGUGUUCCUGUCACAGAAAGGCCAGGUAUUUACCUGUGGACAUGGACAAGGAGGGAGACUUGGUCAUGGAGAUGAACAGACCUAUCUGGUCCCUCGCAUGGUGGAGGGUCUGAUGUCCCACCGCUGCUCCCAGGUGGCAGCAGCCAAAGACCACACAGUGGUGCUGACGGAGGAAGGCUAUGUUUAUACGUUUGGUCUCAACACCUUCCACCAGCUGGGCCUGACUCCUCCUCCUGCCUCGGCAAAUGUUCCUAAACAGGUGUUCUCCAAAAUGCUGAAAGGCAGGGCAGUGGUCGGAGUGGCUGCAGGGAGGUUCCACACAGUGCUUUGGACCAGAGAGGCGGUGUAUACGGUGGGACUGAACGGCGGGCAGCUGGGUUACCUGCUUGACCCAAAUGGGGAGAAGUGCGUGACGACACCCCGCCAGGUGUCUGCUCUGCACCACAAGGAUGUUGGCAUCGCUAUGGCAGCAGCUAGUGAUGGAGCAACAGUCGUCGUGACUGAGAAAGGGGAUGUUUAUCUGCUGACUGACUACCAGUGCAAGAAAAUGGCUUCAAGGCAGCUAAACAUCAAAAAAGUCCUGGUCAGUGGUGGCAGUCUGGACCAUCGAGUACAUCCGCAGAUCCUUAAUGACAGUGGAGGGGAAAAGAUCGCCAUCUUGGCGUUGGAUGAAGCAGGGAGAGUGUUCUGCUGGCGCUCCUCUGGCAGCGCGGUGAGACAGUGCAGGUGGGCGUAUCCGCGUCAGGUUUUUAUGUCGGACAUCGCCCUUAGCAAGGAUGGCCUGAUGUUUGUGACGCCUGACGGGGAAGGCUUUAGCGGCGUAUGGGCCGGGGAAUGUAAAAAGUUCGGAGAGAAAAAAGAGGUCAGCGUGGAGGUUUCUGGUCCUUCGGACGCUGGCACCAUGUAUGAGCGAAUCCGCCUAGAGAGGCUCCCUUUUGUCCACAGAGCUGUCAGCAUCACGAUGGACUCCAAAGGACGAAAUUUUGGAGUGCUUCAAGCUGACCCCAAAACUAGCUUGUACGAGGUUCCCAGCAUCUCUCCGUCCUCCUUCACCCAGCACUUCCGCAGCCUUCUGGAGGAGGCAGACGAAACGGACAGCAUCCACGAUGUGACGCUUCAGGCUGGCGAGCGCAACUUUCCCGCCCACAAAUACAUCCUGUCCAUGAGGUCCGACUUCUUCCGCAAGCAGUUCAUGUCCGAGUGUUGUGAGGUCAACGAGGAGCUCGAUAAGGAAGUGAGAAGGAGCGAAGAUGCCGUCGGCUGCGACUUACUCAUUCUGGAGAAAGUCCCAGCGGACAUGCUGGAACACGCGCUGCGCUUCAUCUACACGGACUCCUGCGAGCUGCUGGAGCACGGGGCUCGGCCGAGAGGCUCGGCCAUGUCAACCGGCCAGAACCAGGACUCGGAAAACGAGAGGCUUAUCAGCAGUCUGCAGGACCUGGGUCUGAGAGGAUGCUCAGCCCUUGAGGUGUAUCAUUCCCUCUCCCCUUCAACCAAAGGUGACAACGACAAGGCUAAGAACAAGGGCUCCAAGUCGAGCAAAAAGGGGAAGGGAGGCAAAGGGGACAAGGCCAGAGGCCACGAAGGAGGGGCCAACCCUGUGAAAACCCUGCAGGGCGUCGCUAAAAAGCUCGGCCUGGGGAGCCUGUCGGCACGACUGGACAGUGUGAAAUACGAAAACGGGAAGAUUAAUGUGAUCCAGAAGAAAACUGGCAGCAAGCUCAAAUUUCUCCAGAAAAAAUGCUCCUAUCUUUGUGAUGUCACUCUGAAAUCUGAUGACGGGAAAGAGUUUCCAUGUCACAAAAGUGUCCUCUGUGCAAGACUAGAGUACUUUAACAGUAUGCUUGGAAACCCCUGGAUUGAGGCAACGUCAUGUUCUGCACUGGAGAUGCCCACCAGCUCAGAGAUCCUCCAGGUCAUUCUCGAGUAUAUUUACACAGACGAGUCUCCCACCAUCAAAGAGUCUCCCAAUGUUGAGUUUGUCUGCAACGUGCUGGUUGUGGCGGACCAGCUGCUCAUCACGCGGCUGAAGGAGAUGUGCGAGGUCGUCAUCACUGAGAACCUGACCCUGAAGAACGCCGCAGAGCUGCUGGAGUUUGCUGCCAUGUACAACGCGGAGCAGCUGAAACUCUCCUGCCUGCAGUUCAUCGUCCUCAACAUGGCGGCCUUGUUGGAGUCAAAGGCUCUGGAUAUUCUUAGUGACGAAGUCCUCGUGGAGCUUUCUGCGGCUUACAGAAGGAUGAUCCCAGCAAUGCAAAAGCGGGUUAUCACCCCGUAUCCUGGUGCACCAGACCUCAGUGCAUACGAGGAGGAUUUGGACUCUGCAUUCAGCCCCAAACCAGAGGGAGAACUGGAUCAGUCCUGCAGAGAAAUCCUUUUAAAGAAGGCAAAGGUGAAGGCAAAAAAGAAACCCAGGAGACGGUCUGACAGCUCAGGAGGCUAUACUCUCUCUGAUGUCAUUCAGAGCCCCCCUGUUGCAGUGGUGUCUCCUAUUCUGGUUAAGUCGGGGAAGGCCAACUCAACAGAGUCUCUGCAGGAGGUCCUCACAUCCGACUCAGAGGGAAGCUACAUGGGAGUCAGCAGUCCCAGAGACGUGCAGUCUCCCGUCUUCCAUGACAAAGCUGAGGAUGAACGCGCAUUCAGUCAGACGCUAAAGACCCCACCCAGCACUCCAACUUCCCUGAGAACCAACCUUCCUAUUCUCCUGCCAACUCCCCCCAGUUCCAACCCAAAGAACAUCCUCAAGGUGAUUUCAUGUCCUGCUCAUCCACCGCCAGUCUUGGAUCUGAGAACCAUCAUGGAUAUGGAGGCCAGCUCUCUGCAGACUCUUGGUGCAACUCCUAAAAGCCCUGUGAUGGUCACUUCCAACAUCAAACACUCCCCUGUUUCCUCCAAACUGUCCCAGAAGCAGAGGAAGAUGUUAGCCAUGGCCAAUAGGGAGGCCAGUGUGGAUUCUCCAUCAUCCAAAUCGGCCCCCAUAGGGACUCCAUCCAAAAGCAGCGAGAAGGCUUGGGCAACAGCUGUCCAGUCCCCACCCUCUUCAUGUUCGUUUCGGGCUCUCCUAGAGGAGGAAGAAAAUCGCUUGACGAGAGCGGGGCAACCGGGACCGCAGAGGGUCCAGAGCGUCCCGGGACCUUCCGUCAGCGCCACGCCGGCCGCCAGGAGGGUCACUUUCAAAAGCUCCGAGAGCAGCGAGCCAGAGAAGCCCACUGGGCCCUGGGUGCUGGGUGCCGUGGGCAGCCCUCCCCUCUCCUCCCUGGUGACCUUCGCUUCCAUCGUGGAGGAGGAGGAGCAACAAGAGGCCGCGCUGAUCCGCUGCCGAGAGAAGCCGCUGGCGCUCAUCCAGAUUGAAGAGAGAGCCAUACAGGACCUGCUUCUCCACUAUAAGGCACGAGACAACCCAGAUGAGCUGAUAGUGGUGGAGACAACAGCCAGAGGUCCCAUGGCAGCCCCAACCUGGCACAAACACUAAGGAUGACUGAUGGUGUGACAGCACAGCGUCAGCGCACCAUCAGAGUGAAGAAUUUGAAUCCAGAUCCCACUUUUAAAUUGUUCCACCUCUGCUGGGGUUCUGGUUAAACGGCGUAACUCAUUCAGUCCAUUUUGAGGCAGAUUUCCCCUCUGUGUUGCUGCUGUAUUUAUGCUCUGUGUCGUGUUUAUUCGAACGGGAGAGAACGACUGCUUUGUCACGAAAUGCUCCUAUUGGGACUUUUUUUUUUGGGAGGGUGGGCUUCAUUCGCUGUUCUAUUUCUCAGCAAAACAACAAUACAGAGUAAACACAUUUCCUUAAUAAAUCUUUUUUGUCAUGUGAGGUUGCCAAAGAAUUGAAAUUAGGUGGAGAACUUCAGGCUGCAAAAGUGGGUCCAAACUAAAUCAGAGCUUGCCAGUGUGUCUAAUCGGUGGAGUUUCUCAGUUUGAUUGUGACAUUUAAGAGUGCCAACCAUCAGCUGGGAGAGCGUCAGCUUUAAAAACUAGAUUUUGUAGAGGUGCACCGAUCAGGCUCGUCCUGGCUGAUACCAGUUUUUGGUUUUGAGGUCUGAUCUGCUGGAUUUAGAUUUUUUUGUCCAUCUCCAAGAAACUAUAUGCUGCAGGUUCCUUGAUAGAUUCAGUAGUUCAUAGAGUCUUACGGAAAAUGAAGGAAUUGCAAGGUUACUCUCUUGGUCACAUCAAAGCACAAGUCCCAUUUUACUCGACUCUAAACGUCGAGCAUCAGCGUGCCAUUUGAUGGAUUUAUAGCGCAGAGAUGGUGGGAGUUUUUUGGUUGUGAUGCUGUUGAUGAAUCGGAGAGAAAAUGUCUGAUUUUUCAGCGUUAGACCUGAUGAUUUUAGGAGAAAUCGGCCAAUUCUGAUCUCGUCUGACUGAUCGGUGCAUCUGUUAUAUUUCUUUUUGUUCACAGAUGUUCUCAGCUUUAAUAUUACCAGUGAGCUAGUGAUUACAGGAUCAGUAUCUUUUGAAUGGUAUGCAGUGAAAAUGCAUCAUGCAAUGCAGUUACAGUGAACGCUAAACCAAGGCUCUGGGGGGAAGGAGUUUUGUUGUGAAACUAGUGCUAACCAUUGUGUAGAGACGGCGAUCUACAGAUUUAAAUCUCCUUUAGCUCUGUGAUGUUCCUUGGUUCCUCUCAGCUUUUUUGCCUCAAGCCAGUUGAAGUUUGGUACCUCCGCUUUAGACCUCAUUUUCUCAUCUUAAUAUACCACAUUUUGCUUUUGUCUAAGACUUAAGGAUGUGAAAACAAACCGGCAUGCAAUAAUAAAAUCUCUCAUCUGUGCAAUAAACUUGUCACCUAUGUUUUAUAUUGGAUUUCAGUGAUUCAGAUUAAAGAGGACUUCUGUUGUCUUAAUUUGCCACCUUACUUACCCGACAUUCAUUGUCAACUUCUGAUUAAUCUUCUUUUCAGUAUUGAAUAAAAAUGCCAUUUAUUCCCCACAUCUCAUCGUGCCACAUCGGCCGCUGAAUGAGAGAAGGGCAAUUAUGAAGUCUCAGUCUGUGAUUAACUGUGAUGACCCUGAUCUCAGCAGAGAGGAUGGCGAUUGAGGGAUUUUAUUGGCCGUAAUUGAACACGGAGCGUCACGUCGGAAGUCCGAGAGGGACGACUCAUGGGGGAAAAUGUUAAUGACAGAUUAGGAUGUAUUAGCUAGGGCAGAGAUGACACAUUAGUUGAAGGAAAAACGUUUUCCUUUUGACCUCGCGCUAAUGCGAUGUGGAAGAUUUAUAAUUUUUCAAAUGGACUGCUCAUUGUGUUUGUGCUCAGAAUGAAAAUGUAGUCUGUGCACAAAAUGUCUGACAAGUGGUUUAUUGAGCACAACGACGAACCUUCCUUUUAAUGUGGAGGUCUGUUUUCAGUCUUCAUAUAUGAUUUGUUUUUUGUCGUUGCAGCACAUUUGGAUUCGCUUACAAAACCUUGUGUUUAAAAUAUUGUGAUAUUUUGUUCAUUAAAAGAUUUCAACUUA
Molecule: messenger RNA, 6822 nt
Organism: Fundulus heteroclitus (mummichog)
Lineage: Eukaryota; Metazoa; Chordata; Actinopteri; Cyprinodontiformes; Fundulidae
Gene: ibtk
Product: inhibitor of Bruton agammaglobulinemia tyrosine kinase
Exons: 29
Coding region: 807-4847 (1346 amino acids)
Biological process (GO): negative regulation of protein phosphorylation
Cellular component (GO): nucleoplasm; cytoplasm
Molecular function (GO): protein kinase binding; protein tyrosine kinase inhibitor activity
Source: RefSeq, a predicted model, not a curated record